Naegleria fowleri is the source of this 1284-nucleotide messenger RNA. RefSeq lists its product as uncharacterized. NCBI's taxonomy places the organism in Eukaryota, Heterolobosea, Eutetramitea, Acrasida, Naegleriidae. The transcript has a single exon. The record is from RefSeq and is a predicted model, not a curated record. The coding region runs from base 1 to 1284 and encodes 427 amino acids.
AUGAACACUACCACAACGGCAUAUGGAAUGCCAAUACCAUCGGGAUCGGGAUUUGCUCUUUCACCAAUUCCGAAUCCAUUGGUGGAUCAAUAUAUUUCCAUUGAGGAUUCAAUGAAUCAAUUAUCGGUUUUUGUACCACAGUAUCACUCUCAGACCCUCGUGGUUCAUUCCUUGCAGGAACAAGUGAAUCAACAACGACAAGUUUUACAAUCGGUUUCCUCUCAGGUCCUUAAGGAGAAGAAGUCUGUUGAAAAACUUUAUCAACCAUCCAUUUCCAAUUUCUUCUCCAAAGCUUUGGAUAAGCAUGGAUUUGAGAAAAAGAUUGAAAAGGAACAAUUGGAAUACAAAGCCUUACUUGAAAAGGAACAUCAAGCUAAAUAUCAAUUGGAACAGUUGGAAGCACAGCUGAUGCAAGCACAGAGUAUUCAAACUUCACUCCAUCAGCAUGUUCAAAGUUAUGAAACGAAAAAGCGUGAACUUGAAUCAUGUAUUGAUCGAAUGAUGAUUGCAGCCAAUUUACCACCUCAUCAUAUCAUUCCUCAGACACAACAGGAACUUUUCAUGAAUCAAAAUAAGAAACAACAAAUCGUGUGUUAUUUGUCUCAAUAUAAGGCUGGACUCACCAAUUUGCAACAAGCCUACUCUUUAUUACAAUCCUGUUAUCAACGAUUAUCGGAAGCAAAGAAUCUUGCAACAGCUGAUUUAUUUAUGAAUGGAGGCAUUGCGAACAUGUAUGUGGAUAGUAUGAAGUAUGAAAAUCUCAAUAGAGCCAAUGAUGAUGCAAAGAAAGCUAAAAUGUUCAUUGCUGAAGCUGUUCGACAAUGUCCACCACUCGCAUCCCAACCACUUUUUGUUGCUAAAGUCACACAAGGAGAUUUUGUUUUUGAUGUUUUCUUUGAUAAUAUCAUUGCUGAUUAUAUUGUUAGAGAGAAGAUUCGAAAGAGUAAGGAAGCCAUGAGUGAGUCCAUUCAACAAUUAACCAUCACGCUGAAUUGGCUCCAAAUGACUUGUAUUCCUCAAAUUGAGAGAGAUUUACAAGAGGUCGAUCAACUCAUUGCCUCUCUCUCCACGACGUUACAACAAGAGCGAAUGGCCAUUGUCAUGCAAGCUCUCCAUCAAAAAUCGUCACAACAAUCUCAAUUGCCAGUCAUUUCACUUGGCGUUCCAAAUUGUCCUUCACAAGUGACACCUACUCUUGUUGAUUUUUCCACCCAUCAGCCUUCUUCUGAUCUAGCUGCAUCAGUACUGAGGUUGGAGACAACUUGGGAACCUGCAGUGCUGUAG